Molecule: messenger RNA, 1735 nt
Organism: Sus scrofa (pig)
Lineage: Eukaryota; Metazoa; Chordata; Mammalia; Artiodactyla; Suidae
Gene: CYP17A1
Product: cytochrome P450 family 17 subfamily A member 1
Biological process (GO): hormone biosynthetic process; progesterone metabolic process
Molecular function (GO): iron ion binding; heme binding; steroid 17-alpha-monooxygenase activity
Source: RefSeq, marked validated
CUAACAUAGUGGUGUAGGCCAAUUAUACUUCAAAAACAAAGCCUGCCGCCACCUGGCCACCAUGUGGGUGCUCUUGGUUUUCUUCUUGCUCACCCUCACCUAUUUAUUUUGGCCUAAGACCAAGGGCUCUGGUGCCAAGUACCCCAGGAGUCUCCCAGUCCUGCCCGUGGUGGGCAGCCUGCCAUUCCUACCCAGACGUGGCCACCAGCACAUGAACUUCUUCAAGUUGCAGGACAAAUAUGGCCCCAUCUUCUCCUUUCGUCUGGGUUCCAAGACUACCGUGGUAAUUGGUGACCACCAGCUGGCCAAGGAGGUGCUUCUCAAGAAGGGCAAGGAAUUCUCCGGGCGGCCCAGAGUGAUGACUCUAGACAUCCUGUCAGACAACCAAAAGGGGAUUGCCUUCGCCGACCAUGGUACCUCCUGGCAGCUGCAUCGGAAGCUGGCACUGAGCACCUUUUCCCUGUUCAAGGGUGGCAACCUGAAGCUGGAGAACAUCAUUAAUCAAGAAAUCAAAGUACUGUGCGAUUUCCUGGCCACACGGAAUGGAGAGUCCAUUGAUUUGGCCCAGCCUCUCUCUCUGGCGAUGACCAACAUAGUCAGCUUUAUCUGCUUCAACUUCUCCUUCAAGAAGGGGGAUCCCGCGCUGCAGGCCAUAGUGAAUUUCAAUGAUGGCAUCCUGGAUGCUGUGGGCAAGGAAAUUUUGUAUGACAUGUUCCCUGGAAUUAGGAUUUUACCCAGCCAAACUCUGGAAAACAUGAAGCAGUGUGUUAGAAUGCGAAACGAAUUGCUGCGGGAAAUCCUUGAAAACCGUAAGGAGAACUACAGCAGAAACUCCAUCACUAACUUGUUGGACAUAAUGAUCCAAGCCAAGACGAACGCAGAAAGUAACACUGGUGGCCCAGACCACAAUUUAAAGCUGCUUUCAGACAGACACAUGCUCGCCACUGUUGCGGACAUCUUUGGGGCCGGUGUGGAGACUUCUGCCUCUGUGGUAAAGUGGAUCGUGGCCUUCCUGCUACACUAUCCUCUGCUGAGGAAGAAGAUCCAGGAUGCUAUCGACCAGAAUAUUGGUUUCAAUCGUGCCCCAUCUAUCAGCGACCGGAACCAACUUGUCCUCCUGGAGGCCACCAUCCGAGAGGUGCUUCGAUUCCGGCCUGUGUCCCCUACGCUCAUCCCCCACAGGGCUAUCAUUGACUCCAGCAUUGGCGAAUUUACCAUUGACAAGGACACAGAUGUCGUCGUCAAUCUGUGGGCACUGCAUCACAAUGAGAAGGAGUGGCACCGGCCCGACCUGUUCAUGCCUGAGCGCUUCCUGGACCCCACGGGAACCCAGCUCAUCUCACCAUCAUUGAGCUACUUGCCCUUCGGAGCAGGACCCCGCUCUUGCGUAGGGGAGAUGCUAGCCCGCCAGGAGCUCUUCCUCUUCACGGCUGGAUUGCUGCAGAGGUUCGACCUGGAGCUCCCAGAUGAUGGGCAGCUACCCUGUCUCGUGGGCAACCCCAGUUUGGUCCUGCAGAUAGAUCCUUUCAAAGUGAAGAUCAAGGAGCGCCAGGCCUGGAAGGAAGCCCACACUGAGGGGAGUACCUCCUGACUCCACCCUGGGUGACCUCGCAGCAGAGAAUGAGAGGUGUUCCCCUCCCCUCCCCCCCCACUUCCACCCUCCUCCCCGCCCAUUUCGCCUUCUUUUUCCAGGCUGCAGCCCUGGCAACAAUGUGCAUAAAGAAUUUUUUCUCCA